AUGUUGCGUAUCUUACCGGAAACUGGCUGUCCAGUAAAAGAAGCACCGCAUAAGACUCCACCAGCAACACCAGAGGAGGAAAAGAGACCAAGAAUAGAGUGGCCAAAGACUUCGAAUAAAAAGGCAUGGACAGACUUUGAUCACGAGCUAGAUCUUAUUCUGGAAGCAACUCUACAAGGGGCAGUUGAGAGAAAACUAGUGGCCAUGACAAGCCUAAUUUACACGGUUGGCAAAGAACGAUAUGGAGUCUAUGUACCAAAACAUUCCAAACCGUCAAGUCAACCCAACAGGAGAGAGAGGCAGAUACAGGUCAUUAGACAAGAGCUUAAGAAACUGAGAAAGGCAUAUAGAAACGCCAAAGACGAGGAGAAACUUGGAUUGCAAGAGCUACGAGACUUGCAGAGAAAGCAAUUGAGGGAACUCAGAAAAGCAAAGACAGCAAGAAAGAACAGACGAAAGAGAGCACAACAAAGGACUGCAUUUAUAGCCAAUCCAUACAAGUUCUCCAAAAAGUUGCUAGACAAGGAGAAAUCAUGCAUCCUCAACAGCUCAAUGGAGGAGAUACAGACCCACCUGAGGGAUACACACUCUGACACCAGAAGAGAUGACCCUUUGGGCCCAUGUGCACACAUCAUGCCUGAACCAGCUCCAACUAUAGCACUUGACAGUAAAGAACCCACCCAGGCUGAGGUGAAAGAUGUAGUGAAGAAAGCUAGAGCUGGCUCUGCCCCAGGACCUAAUGGAAUACCAUAUAAGGUCUACAAGAUGUGCCCAAGACUGCUUCGUCGCCUUUGGCGCCUAAUUAAGGUGGUAUGGAGAAAAGGACAGGUACCCGAGUGCUGGCAGAAAGCAGAAGGCCUAUUUGUUCCUAAGGAAACAAACUCGCACAACAUUAGCCAGUUCAGGACAAUAUCACUUUUAAAUGUGGAAGGCAAGAUUUUCUUUGCUGUUCUCGCUAGAAGACUGACCACAUACCUUACUGCUAACAAAUAUGUGGAUACUACAAUCCAAAAACGAGCUAAUACGAAGAGCGCUGGAUCACUAUCACAUACCAGCACAUGUACAGAAGAUUGUCCUGGGUACCGAGACAACAUUCAGCUGCGCUUCUCAGUGAGAGAGAAGAUAACAGAGUGGCAGAGGCUUGAGAAGGGAAUCAUUACUGGCUGCACCGUUUCCGUUGUCCUAUUUGUCAUGGGCAUGAACCUCAUCCUGAAUGCUGCCAAGAAGGAAACCCGUGGACCAAAAACUGCGCCAGGGAUCUACCGACCAAGCAACAGGAGCUUCAUGGAUGACUUGACUAUAACAACCCAGACACAUGUGCAGGCUAGAUGGGUCCUCUCAGCUCUUGAGAGUACAACAUAUUGGGCAAGAAUGAAAUUCAAGCCAAAGAAAUCCAGAAGCCUUAUCAUCAAGAUAGGACAGUCAAUCAAGAAGUUCAACCUCCAGGUACAGGGAGAAGACAUACCAUCUAUCAUGGAUAGUCCAAUCAAGUGCCUGGGCAAGUGGUAUGAUGCCAGGCUCAACGAAACAAAUAAUGUAAAGCGCAUCAAAGGCCAGCUAAAUGAAGGGUUGAAACAAAUAGACAGGUCUUGGCUAUAA
This is a messenger RNA of Dreissena polymorpha, 1599 nucleotides long. RefSeq lists its product as uncharacterized. The record is from RefSeq and is a predicted model, not a curated record. Lineage: Eukaryota; Metazoa; Mollusca; Bivalvia; Myida; Dreissenidae. The transcript is spliced from 3 exons. Bases 1 to 1599 code for a protein of 532 amino acids.